Molecule: messenger RNA, 867 nt
Organism: Pseudomassariella vexata
Lineage: Eukaryota; Fungi; Ascomycota; Sordariomycetes; Amphisphaeriales; Pseudomassariaceae
Exons: 1
Coding region: 1-867 (288 amino acids)
Source: RefSeq, a predicted model, not a curated record
AUGUCAAAAUUUCCAGCUGAUGAACAAUUCCAAUCACCACUUUUUAAAUUACCCCCAGAGGUGCGCGAUUUGAUAUACUGCCGAAUCCUUCUCAACGGGGCCAAAACACAGCACAUUCGAGUUUACUACCGCUAUCCCGCCCCAGGAUGCCUCCAGCGAGGCCCUUGCAGUCCCAUUGCGGACGAGGAAUUCAUCAAGGAACAAAUCAGCAGCGAUACCUCGAGCGAAGAGCUCGACUCCCGUUUGACAGACUACGCACGUGAUCCUUACCGAAAUGGACACUUCAACUGUCAACAGAUCUUGAAAGACGAUCCUAGGUUUCAAGAAUAUCAGCUCAGCUCAGCGGUACCUUUGUUCCUAACCUGCCGCAAGAUCUACCGAGAGGCGGUGCCCAAAUUGUACUCAUUCCGCUUCAACUACUUCGCGGACGCGCUCUUGUUUCUGCGGUAUGCAAGGCUUGCAGAGCUGGACCGCAUCAGAAACGUCGAAUGCUUCAUGGAGAUAGAGUACUUGGCGGACGUGGAUCUUCGCGAGCUGUGCGGCAGGCUGGCCAACUUGACGAGUCUGCAGCGACUGCACAUUGUCAUGGAUCCGGGGCAGAAGGAGGAUUCUAAUGUGCUGCCCGUGAAGUGGUUGGAUAUGCUGAGCUUGAUUAAACGGCCUGAGAGAUAUGAGGUGCACGUUUUAGGUUUGGAAGCGGAUGAGAGUGAGAGCUACGAGCCCGCUUCGGAGCAGAGACCGUUUGUGCUAUGGCGGAAACGGGAGCCGGCUUGGAUCUAUGGACAGGCCGAAAUUCUGGCCAAAGGUGUCAAGGCUAUCCCUGAUGUUUGCAAGAUGUAUUCUCAACCUGUCAUGAAGGAUGACUGA